This is a messenger RNA of Brassica rapa (field mustard), 756 nucleotides long. Its product is annotated as 30S ribosomal protein S21, chloroplastic. Gene Ontology annotation, biological process: translation. Gene Ontology annotation, molecular function: structural constituent of ribosome. Lineage: Eukaryota; Viridiplantae; Streptophyta; Magnoliopsida; Brassicales; Brassicaceae. Gene Ontology annotation, cellular component: ribosome. The record is from RefSeq and is a predicted model, not a curated record.
GAUUCUCUUAUCCACAAUUCAAUCUUCUCUUCUUCUUCGUCAUCGUCGCAGAGACUUCAAUGGCGGCUUCGUUCUCACUCUCGAGCCUCAUCUCCUUCAUCUCCCCAUUCAAAUCCCAGACCAAACCAACCCCGCCUCCAAAUCUCACUCUCCCCGCUCCAGCAUCCUCCCACAGACGGAGAAACGAUCUCGCCGUGGAGGAGCCUCCUCCUUCCAACGCCUCGAUUUCCUCGGAGCUCGCGUCCGUGAUAUGCCCGUCGCUGGCGUACGCGAACACGCUCUUCUUCAGCAGCUCGGGGUACAACGUGCAGGUGUUCGUGGAGGACAACGAGUCGGAGGAGAGGCUGGUGAAUCGGUUUAGGAGGGAGGUGAUGAGGACGGGGGUUAUACAGGAGUGCAAGAGGAGGAGGUACUUUGAGAAUAAGCAGGACGAGAAGAAGCGGAGGACUCGUGAUGCUGCUAAGCGUAACAAGAAACGGCGUCCUUUUGCAAAGUUUACUCAAGAGACUAGGGAAGAAGCAGCAGCAGCAGCGACCAAGAGUAAGAAGAAGGAUGAGGAGGAAGAUAACUGGGAGAUGCCUGAUGGAGAUGUGCCUUCUUGAACACGGUUUUAGUAUAUAGAUCUCCAUCCUGUUCGGUUUUGCUUUUGAUUACUUCGGUACAUUGUAAGUUCAAAUGCGUGUAACUUUGCCUCUGGUGGUGAGUUCUUGUCAAUGUUAAGACAUCGUUUUUUAUAAUGACUAAAAUUUUAUUCCA